Molecule: messenger RNA, 725 nt
Organism: Lasiosphaeria miniovina
Lineage: Eukaryota; Fungi; Ascomycota; Sordariomycetes; Sordariales; Lasiosphaeriaceae
Exons: 1
Coding region: 178-546 (122 amino acids)
Source: RefSeq, a predicted model, not a curated record
GUGACACGAUCGACCAGAGAUUUAAGGGCCCCCGGGCAUUGUACCUCGCUUAAACUAAGUGGCUUGUCUUGGUAUUCUUCAUUGUCGACAAAAAAAACCCGUGGAUUAACAGCCGACCUUGAGUGAGCCUAGGAAGGUGAGCCGAGCCUCCCUGCUAGAAACACUCUGCCGCCCCUGAUGACGGGCCCUCCUUUGGGGCGGUCGCGAAACAGAGGCGCGGCUCGCUGGUCUGAAGCAACAACAGCACUUUUAGUGGGGUCAUCCUCCAGACCCCGCCAGGCGGGGGUGGCACAAUUCUCACUAACAGGACUCAUGAGACCCUUGAUGCAUCCCCGAGCGAAUCCUUUUGCUCUACUGUUUAUCGCGGCAUCGGGCCCUCGGCCCUGGGGAAGCACAUAUCAGACUUUGCUCAAACCGCAUUGGAUUAGCAAUAUAAAGGACAGCAGAAAGUGCGUAUUGAUGAGCAGAUAUUUAGCAAAGCAUCCCCGCUUUCUGCGCCUCUCACCACUGGCCAGAGCGUGGGUCAGUCUGACAACUUGCAAUUGAUGGGAAACGGGUUGGGCUACUAACCUACCCAGCACACACAGAACAGCCGACGAUCGGAUGUAGUAACCGUCGUUUAAGACGGCCCUCACCUGGGUCUUGAGAUUAGACGCCACCUAGCCACCGGCAACGUUAGAGUAUAAGCCAGGAAAUAAGAGAACAUUAGGUAUGUAUCAAAUUGC